Messenger RNA from Ostrea edulis (European flat oyster), 6396 nucleotides. Its product is annotated as helicase ARIP4-like. The transcript is spliced from 24 exons. Bases 361 to 4929 code for a protein of 1522 amino acids. NCBI's taxonomy places the organism in Eukaryota, Metazoa, Mollusca, Bivalvia, Ostreida, Ostreidae. Gene Ontology annotation, molecular function: ATP-dependent chromatin remodeler activity; ATP hydrolysis activity; ATP binding. Gene Ontology annotation, cellular component: nucleus. The record is from RefSeq and is a predicted model, not a curated record.
AUCGUAGAAACUUUACAGUAAAACAACAGCUGAUGCUCCGUGUUCUAGUAAUUCUAAUGAUUUUAAAAAGAGGAUGAUGACCUAAACACUAAACAGAUGCGGCGGUCACGGACUUGACGACAGGUUACUGACGGCUAUCUGGAAGCCUAGAAAUACCCAUUGCCUGCACCGGAAGUGUACAAGAACCAUCUCUCGCGACCGACUUCGUCUUCGGGAAAUCCCUAAUCAAGCUAAUGAGUGUUUGCGAGAAGUAGUAGAAGAGGGAAGUUUGUUAUUUAUUUUGUGUGAUAUUCCACUUAACUCGGAUUACCCAUCUCCAGUGAAGACAUCAGCAUGAGACCGCCUUGAUUGUUAGUAUAAAUGGAGUAUUCACUAGAGUCGUGUUUAGUGGGGGAUAACUCACAGAAGACAGACAUGGAAGUGAUGUCCGAGAAAGUCGGCCAGAAAUCUUCCCUGAUGGACCAACUGUUGUCCGACGAGGAGGAGGAAGAUGAUGUUGAAGAUGAAAAUGAUUCUGAUGAUGAUUCUGAUGAUGGAGAAGAGGACAAUGAUGAAGAAGAAGACGAUGACAGUGAUGAUGAAGAUGAGGAGACCCCGAGUAGUGAACAAAGUGAGGAGGACGAAGAUGAAGAAAUGGACGAAGAAAACAAAAAUUCAUAUUCUACAUUAGAGACCAGUGAAGGAAGCAGUAAAGAAACCAAAGCCCCAGAACUAACAAAGGUCAAGGUCACAGAGGAACCGGCACAGGCAGACGAUGAGAACUCAAACAACGACACGGCCCAACCGACACCAACCAAAAAACGCAAGCGAAAACGAGCAACUGGAGAGAAGGGCAAGAGGAAAAAGUCAAAGAAAAGCAAAUCGUUCUCCCUCAGGCGAAACAUCAGGGACAUUCUGAAGGAGAAUGACCUUGACAAGCAGACGCUUGAUGCUCAGCAAGAGGAAGCAGAACGUCGGCGCCGAAUUCUAGAGGUACAGAAAGCUCUGGAGGAGCAACGAAAGAAAGAGAAGGAGGAGAAUGAUUCACAGCUCAAGUCUUUACUACAGAUGGAUGAUGAAGAUAAGAACAGUGAUGUGAUAUACCUAGACAGCAGUGAUGAAGGGCGACCAAGAAGGAAAUCCAAAGAUGGCGAUGUAAUCGAGCUGAGCAGUGAUGAAGAUGACAUACUCCUCACAAAGGACGAGGACAGUGAUGUUGACGCCGAGGACCCAAACAAUGCUGGUAACCACAUCAACGACACCCUCAACGUUCACGACGACUUUGGAAGGGUACUGGUCAACAUCGGACAUCCUCCAGAUGAACCAGAUAUCUUCCUGCCUCCUCAGAUUGCCAAAUACAUAAAAAAACACCAGAUUGGUGGAAUCCGGUUUCUUUACGACAAUCUCAUUGAGUCACUGAGUCGGUAUAGGAACAGCCCGGGCUUUGGCUGUAUUCUGGCACACAGCAUGGGACUAGGCAAGACAAUACAGAUGAUAUCCUUUGUUGACGUUUUCCUGAGGUGUGCCAAAGCUCGGACAGUUCUCCUCAUUGUACCCAUCAACACGUUGCAGAACUGGAUGGCAGAGUUCAACAUGUGGUGUCCUACCAAAGAAAUGGUUGGGGACCUGGGAACCGAUCAUGUGAUCCCACGUCCAUUUAAUGUCUAUCUUCUCAAUGAUAACUUCAAGUCCACAGGUGCCAGGGCAAAGGUUAUUGCGGAGUGGUACAGUAAGGGCGGGGUGCUGUUGAUGGGCUAUGAGAUGUACAGAUUGCUGUCCAGUCGCAAAGGUCACAUGGCAGAUGUGAAGGUCAAAAAACAGAAAAAGUUCUCGGCAUCGCCAGUCGUGAUUGAUGUGGAUGAAGAAGAUAAAAACAAGGAACUUUUAGUGGGUGUACAUGAAGCCUUGAUCAACCCAGGCCCUGACCUAAUUGUGUGUGAUGAAGGUCACCGAAUCAAAAAUAGUCAAGCUGGAAUCUCUCAGUCUCUCAAAAACAUAAAAACCAGACGACGUGUGGUGUUAACUGGUUACCCUCUACAGAACAAUCUCAUGGAAUAUUGGUGUAUGGUGGACUUUGUUCGGCCGAAUUAUCUCGGCACGAAGACAGAAUUUAGCAACAUGUUUGAGCGUCCGAUAACGAAUGGUCAGUGUCAGGACAGCACUCCGGCCGAUGUUAAAUUGAUGAGAUAUCGCGCUCAUGUACUACACAGUUUACUAGAGGGAUUUGUGCAAAGGCGUGGCCACACUGUGUUACGGGAAGCCUUACCACCUAAGCGGGAAUUCAUUUUCUUAGUACGCAUGUCCCACAUCCAGCGAACACUUUACAGAGAGUUUAUGAACUCGCUUCAGGUUCAGAACCUCGGGUCCUGGGCCAGCACAAACCCACUCAAGGCCUUCGCUGUCUGUUGUAAAAUAUGGAAUCACCCAGACAUUUUAUACAACUUAAUCCAGAAGAAGAACAGCAUCAAUGACGUGGAUGAUCUUGACAUUGAAACAGAAAAUGGUACUGGGGCCAAGAAGAAGAAAUGUGUAAAGAAGAAGCCUCCGAAGAGCCCCCAGCCUGUAGACCAAUAUUAUCCACCGUACGAACGGGGACAGGAAAUCAGCUACGACUGGGUCAGUGACCUAUUUAAAGAUUACACCAGCGGGCUCUUGGAAUCUGGAGGGAAAAUGGUUAUUUUGUUCAAAAUCCUAGAGGAAGCGCUGGCCAUCGGGGACAAAAUCCUGGUCUUCAGUCAGAGUCUGUUCACUCUGGAUCUGUUGGAGGAAUUUUUGUCCAAACGAAGAGUCCCUCGACCAGACAUGGAUGAGAACUGGUGCAAAAAUCAGAGCUAUUUCCGUUUGGAUGGCAGUACUUCAGCCCAGGAGAGAGAGAAAUUGAUCAAUCAGUUUAAUGCUCCGGACAACAAAAAAGCAUGGCUGUUUCUUCUAUCCACCAGAGCAGGGUCUCUAGGGGUCAACCUGAUAGGAGCCAAUCGAGUUCUAGUCCUAGAUGCCUCAUGGAACCCAUGUCAUGACUGUCAAGCCAUUUGUAGAGUCUUCCGGUUUGGUCAAAUCAAACCAAGUUAUGUGUACCGAUUUGUAACCGACAACAGCAUGGAGAAAAAGAUUUAUGAUCGACAAGUCACCAAACAAGGAAUGUCCAAUCGGGUGAUUGAUGAGAUGCAGAUCCAGAACCACCUGACCAAACGACAAGUGGACAACCUCCUUCAUUUUGAGGACAGGGAACCAGAUUACAUCGACUUCAGUCAGGAGGAUUACGACGACCCAAUAAUGAAUGAGAUCCUUCGUACUGACGGACACUGGCUGACAGCGAAACCCUUUGAACAUGAGUCCCUGUUGAUAGAUAAGAAAGAGCUCAGAUUGACAAAGAAAGAAAAACGUCUGGCUCAGCAGAGUUACGUCAUGGAAAAACGUCUUAAUGUGUCGUACUCCCGACCAUCUUACGCUGCCUUUUAUCCAAAGGAGGGGCCAGCUCGGCAAAUCAAGAUUGUGUCACCCCCAUCGCAGCCUGUCUGGCCCUCCACCACCUACACCUCCAGACCAGUGGCCAGCGUCAAACCAAUGGUGACCACCCCAGUUCCCAUGCAACCGAAAGGGGUCGGUAGGGGAGACAACCGAAAUCUGCCAAUCAUGAGCAAAAAGCCUGGGGUGUCGGUUCACAAAGUCCUCACCACCACAGAUAUCAUGUUACCAGGGACAGCUACCAGCACACAGUCCACAGCGGGGACCAGUACAAACAGAAUUCCCGCUGGCCAGCAAAUCUUUAUCAUCAAGACUCCCAAGGGAGUCUACAUCCGAACAAACUCAGGCAAGAUCUUUGCUGUACGGGCCAAAUUUCCAUUGUCAGGGACAACGACUGCUGCUGCCACAGCAGUUUCCUCUCCUCCUGUUACCACGGUGACCAGUUCAUCCUCAUCCUCAGUGUUGACAACAGCUGACUUGCUGGCCUCAUCGGAAGAAUUACCGGACUCCGGGAGUGAGUCACAGACCAAUCCCUCCUCAUCAAGAGACUCGGACACGACAGACCUGCUAGCCUCGCUGUAUUCCUCACCAUCCCAGGACAAACCCAUCUCCCGCAACGAGUCGAGCUCAUCACUCACCUCACAGUUCGGCCGGUCCGACCUGCUCGGAGAAGUGAACAGAUACAUGGCGAAUCAGUCUGAGAUGGACACUGGUCUGUUAACAGACAGACACACGGAUAAUGUGAACAAAGACAAAUCGGAAGGAGUGGAAGCACAGUCGGGGCUGACCGGUGGCAUGGAGGAGUGGCACUUUCCGAAAAUCGCACCAAACAUAAUAUCAUCUCAAAUGGGUAGCAAUUCAACAAUGUCGUCCCAACACGGGGGAAUUUCUAAUAUGUCAUCGCAGCUGGGUAGCAAUUCUGGAAUGUCAUCUCAAAUGGGGAGCAGUUCUGCCUUGCCUCAGUACCCCCUACCCCCAAUGGGGGGAGGAAUGGGGCCGUCUCAUGUGCCAUACUUAUUCCAGAAUCAGCUGAUGUAUCCCCAGGGAGGAGGAUACCCCCCAAUAUCUGGGAUGAACCCCAUGCCUUACUCUAGUCCCAUCACCAGUGAACAGGAAGCAGCCUCUUCCACAGCGCCCACCUCCCUGUCCCCAACCAGUAGUAACAUGCCCAUGUCUUCAAUGCCAGGAAUGCCCUCCAUGGCCCCCAUGAUGGGGUUCCCCUUUGCCCCUUACCCCUUCCCGAUGCCCCAGCCCUAUCUAAUGCCUGGAAUGGACCCCUCCUAUAUGGCUGGUCUACCCGGACACCAGCAAUACAACAUGCAUCACAACAUGCAUCCGGGUAUGCACAUGGCCGGGUCAGGGUCAGUGAUGCCCCCUGAGUACUCUAGUUCUAAGGAUUACCAUGGGAACAUUGGUCAGAAUACAGUCGAGGGUCAGAUGGGUCAAAAUCUGGAAUUGAGGCAUCAAGACAACUCUGGUAUGUGAUCGUUUCCAGUAUCAUGUCAAGACAACUCCAGUAUGUGAUCAGUUCCAGUAUCAGGAGGGCAUUUGUCUAUUUUACAUUUAUCUGAGCAGUGUGCAGGAUUUGAUGUAUAUUCAUGCCCCGCACUGAAAUCUGGAAACUAAUCUCUACCGUAUACUGUGUGAGGUCGUCGUCCAGUGGAUGAAAACAUUGUCCUUAGUUUUCAUUGGUUUAAGUCUUGUAAUGAUGGUCAUUGUUACCAUGGAAAUAUAAACAGUGACUUUCCUUUGAGGCUGACAAAUGCAAUAUACAAGAAUGAUCUUGAUUGAUUAAAUCAGAUGUGCUUAGAUGUUGUGAUCCGUUAGUAUUAAGACAGUCUCCUUUUAAUCUCAUUUUGAUCUUCAUCGGACGGUUUAAAUACACUGGUAGCUAGACUUUGUGUUUAGACAUUUUUUUUUUUUACACAUGAAGUGACAAUCAUCCGUGAAAUAAUUUCAUGAUCGUAUUUGUAUGUACAGUUUGUAUUAUACAUAGAUCCAAUCAUCCGUAAAAUAAUUUCAUCCUAUUUGUAUGUACAGUUUGUAUUAUACAUAGAUCCAAUCAUCCGUAAAAUAAUUUCAUCUUAUUUGUAUGUACAGUUUGUAUUAUACAUAUUCUACAUUGUCAUUGAUUGAUCUUUAUUUCUGAGUAUUUACAAAAUCAAUCAUUUUUCUUGUCAGAUAAGGACAGAAACGCGCACCACUUGGGCCUUAGAACAAGCAGAAAAUUUUAUGAAGAGAGAAUUUUCAUUUUUGAUAAAUAAUUAUUCAACACAAGUAACUUGUAUUAUUGUAUGGAGACCUUGUAAAUAAUUUUUACCGAAUUCUGAAUCGUUGGAACAGUUGCUGUAGUUGAAUUUGUUUUGGUUCGAAUUAAAUGUCACUUUAAAGGGACUGAUUCACAAUUUUCCCCCAAAUUUUGUUUUUCACUUUAAAUGAUUAAAAUCUACAGUCUAAUGUAUUUAGAAGGUUUCACCAAAAAAUUAAGGUUUUUCAUCAUGACAGAAGCUCAUUAUAGAGAGUUUAUUAUUUGUUUUCAAAACAAAGAUUGAGGUGUGUUAUUGUUUAAUACGGAAUUUUCAAAAUAAAUGGAUAUUGAUCCAAGUUUAUCAUAUAUAUCACAUCUCAAGUAUACUUUGGGUAAAAUGUGUCAUUUAAAAGUUAAGAUUUUUGAUUGUGCAAAAUGAAGAUGCUUUGAAUUACAAAAUGGUUUGUUUACAUAAAGACUCGAGUCUUUGUUUACAUAACACAGAAUCAAUGCUAAAAUAUUGCUCUUAUCCUUGGAUAGAGAUGGUCCAAAUUUUGGUUGUCAACAUUAAAUGCGUUAUAUUUUCAAUUUUUAACAUCAAAAAUGAAAAAUAUUUCUUUCGAAAAACGUGAACCAGUCCCUUUGAUUUUCAUCUCAUUGUAUCAUUGAUUUUUAUUUUAUUCAUUAAAACAUUUAAUGUUGGU